Messenger RNA from Pyrenophora tritici-repentis Pt-1C-BFP, 6678 nucleotides. The record is from RefSeq and is a predicted model, not a curated record. Lineage: Eukaryota; Fungi; Ascomycota; Dothideomycetes; Pleosporales; Pleosporaceae.
AUGUCGAAAGACCAGAACAAUUUGGCACAGUUCAAAUAUGCGGCCAUGUCCAACUUGGUCCUGCAGGUGGACAGGCGCUUCACAAACCCGCGCCGACCGGACGAGCACACUGGCGAUCCUGAGUCGCUCGCAGGCCGCAUUAACAUCCGAGACAUGGGAGGACGGACAGGUCGUGACAGCGCAAAUGCGCAAGCAAAGAAGCUCAAGGGACCUGGUGUCGAACGAGGAAACCUGGGUGAAGGUGGCGACGUGCUGGAGCGUGAGCAGCGAAAGAGAAAACGGGACGACGGUACAAGUGGGUUUGGAGCUAUCGCUACUGCCGACUUAAACAUCGAAGGCCUCACAUACAAGCCACGGACGCCUGCGACCCGCCAGACGUUCGAGUUUAUCACCACCAUUGUGAGCAGAGCUCUCGGCGAUGUCGACCCCGCGACCACGCGAAGUGCGGCCGACCAGGUCCUCGAGUAUCUCAAGGAUGACAACAUGAAGGACUUUGACAAGAAGAAGGAAGUGGACGAUCUCCUCGGAACCUCCAUGGGCGCAAAGGAAUUCAACGAGCUUGUGAACCUGGGCAAGAAAAUCACAGACUACGAUGCGCAGGACGAGGAUGAGGGAGGCGAUGAAGAGAUGGCCGAUGGUGAGGGUGCCGACAAUGGCGACAACCAAGGUGUAGCUGUCGUGUUCGACGAUGAAGAGGAAGACGAAGACGGGCCCCAGACGUUCGAAGUCCGAGACGGUGAUAGCUCGGAUGAAGAUGAGGCAGCGGCGCCGAUUGAGCAGAUUGGAGAGGAUCAGGAUAUGAAGGGUGGAGGCUUUGUGGAUACAGAAGAGACGAUAAUACAGGGCGACACAGCUGCUGCGGAUGCGAAGAGCGCCACAGACCAACUCAUUCCUGCACACGAGAUCGACGCGUACUGGUUACAACGGCAGAUUGGACAAAUAUACGAGGAUGCGCAUAUCCAGCAAGAGAAGACACGGGACGCGCUCAAGUAUCUUGCAGGAGUCUCUGACGACGGCGAAGAGAAGGAGCUGCGCGAGAUCGAAAACGACCUCAUGGACCUGUUUGAUUACGAACACCACGAGCUGGUUGCGAAACUUGUGCUCAACCGCGAUAGGGUUGUCUGGGUCACAAGGUGGCGAAGAGCUGCAGAGGACAACGACGAGCGGACGGCAGUCGAGCGGGAGAUGAAAGCUGCGGGGCAGCAAAAGAUCCUGCAAGAGCUGCGCGCACGAGAGACUGGUAUCAAGGCUGAGGAUGGCGCUGGCGCUGGGAAGAUGAAGUUCAACCUUAAGGACAUCAGCCUCCCAGAACCCUCGAACGAUGUGGAGAUGGCUGAUGCGAAGCCUGAGGGCAUCGUUGGCGGCCUGCAACCAUCGAGUCGACUUGUCAACCUGGACAACAUCGUUUUUGACCAGGGAAACCAUCUGAUGACAAACGCUAGCGUAAAGCUGCCACAAGGCUCUACGCGACGACAGUUCAAGGGCUAUGAGGAAAUUCACGUACCUGCACCGAAAGCGAAGCGCGACCCCAACGAGCCGGCAUUGAUGCCUACCUCUGAGCUACCGGACUGGGCACGAGUGGGUUUCGGCAACUCGAAAUCGCUCAAUCGUAUUCAGACUAAGUGUUUCCCGACAGCCUUCAAUGAUGACGGAAACAUGUUGAUUUGCGCGCCCACCGGAUCCGGAAAGACCAACGUUGCAAUGUUGACUAUGCUCCGAGAAAUCGGCAAGCAUCGCAACCCACAGACCGGCGAGAUCGCACUAGACGACUUCAAGAUCAUUUAUAUCGCUCCGCUGAAGGCUUUGGUGGCUGAACAAGUCGGUAACUUUGGCAAGCGUCUCGAACCCUAUGGCAUCAAGGUUUCUGAGCUUACUGGUGAUCGCCAGCUCACCAAGCAGCAAAUUGCAGAGACCCAGAUCAUCGUCACCACCCCUGAAAAGUACGAUGUCAUCACUCGUAAAGCCACUGACACGAGCUACAUCAACCUGGUUCGUCUCAUCUGUAUUGACGAAAUUCAUCUUCUUCACGACGACCGUGGUCCAGUUAUCGAGAGCAUCGUCAGUCGAACCCUUCGACGCAGCGAGCAGACUGGUGAUCAAGUACGCAUUGUAGGAUUGAGUGCUACUCUUCCCAACUACCGUGAUGUGGCGAGCUUUCUCCGUGUGGACCCCGAUAAGGGUCUGUUCCACUUUGACGCCACCUUCCGUCCUUGUCCGCUUAAGCAGGAGUUUAUUGGUGUCACGGAUAAGAAGGCAAUCAAGCAGCUCAAAACUAUGAAUGACGUCUGCUACACCAAAGUACUGGAGCAGGUCGGUGAACACCGCAACCAGAUGCUGAUUUUCGUACACUCGCGAAAAGAGACUGCGAAGACGGCAAAGUACAUUCGUGACAAGGCACUGGAGGAGGAGUCAAUAGGCAAGAUUCUUCGAUCAGAUGCUGCCAGCCGAGAGAUCUUGAGGGAGGAGUCAGAGUCAGUACAAAACGCCGACCUCAAGGAUCUUAUGCCAUAUGGUUUUGGUAUACAUCACGCUGGUAUGUCCCGAGCGGAUCGUACUUCCGUUGAGGACUUGUUCGCCGACGGCUCCAUUCAGGUCCUUGUUUGCACAGCAACAUUGGCUUGGGGUGUCAACUUGCCUGCGCAUACCGUCAUCAUCAAGGGAACGCAGAUUUACUCUCCCGAGAAGGGUAGUUGGGUCGAACUAAGUCCACAGGACGUUUUGCAGAUGUUGGGUCGUGCCGGUCGACCUCAGUACGAUACCUACGGAGAGGGUAUCAUCAUUACCACACAAGCCGAAAUCCAAUACUACCUGUCGCUGCUUAAUCAACAGUUGCCUAUCGAAUCGCAACUGGUCAGCAAGCUUGCAGAUAAUCUCAACGCCGAGGUCGUGCUUGGAAACGUACGUAACAGAGAUGAAGCGGUGGACUGGCUCGGUUACACAUACCUCUUCGUCAGAAUGCUUCGAUCACCGGCUUUGUACCGUGUGGGCCCGGAGUAUGAGAAUGAUACUGUACUAGAGCAGCGGCGAGUGGACCUUGUUCAUGCGGCUGCACACGUCCUGGAGAAGUGCAGUCUCAUCAAAUACGACAGGAAGACUGGAGCGUUGAACCCGACCGAGCUUGGAAGGAUCGCUUCCCAUUACUACAUCACUCACAACUCCAUGGCAACGUACAACAUGCACAUCCAGCCUGGUAUCAGUGCUAUUGAGUUGUUCCGGGUGUUUGCACUCAGCGAGGAAUUCAAGUACAUCCCCGUCCGUCAAGACGAGAAGAUCGAGCUUGCGAAGCUACUAGGCAAGGUCCCGAUUCCUGUCAAAGAGGGCGUCGAAGAGGCCCAGGCCAAGAUCAACGUUCUUCUUCAAGCUUUUAUUUCUCGGCUCAAGCUGGAAGGACUAGCGCUCAUGGCUGAUCUGGUCUACGUCACACAGUCGGCUGGACGUAUCCUGCGUGCAAUCUUCGAGAUUUGCCUCAAGAAGGGCUGGUCUCAGGUUGCCAAGUUGGCUCUUGACAUGUGCAAGAUGGCUGAGAAGCGUAUGUGGCCUACGAUGACGCCACUUCGACAGUUCCCCACUUGCCCAAGGGACAUUGUGCAGAAGGCAGAGCGUAUCGAUGUCACAUGGCCAAGCUAUUUUGGCCUUGACCCGCCAAGCAUGGGUGAGCUACUAGGCAUGCCCAAGGCUGGCAGACUUGUGUGUGGUUUGGUAGAGAAGUUUCCACGCCUACAGAUCGAGGCCACACCGCGACCGGUGACUAGGUCCUUGCUCCGCUUGGAACUCACUAUUCGACCCGACUUUACCUGGGACACGGAGUUACAUGGAGCCUCGGAAGCUUUCUGGAUUCUAGUAGAGGACUGUGACGGCGAGCAGAUUUUGUUCCACGACACCUUCAUUCUCCGACGGGACUACUCUGAUGGUGAUGCCAACGAGCACAUCAUGGAGCUGACGGUUCCCAUCGAUGACCCGAUGCCACCCAACUACUUCAUCACUGUUCUCUCAGAUCGGUGGAUGGCAUCUGAGACAAAGCUCGCUGUGUCUUUCCAGAAGCUCAUUCUUCCAGCCAAGUUCCCUGCCCACACCCCUGUCUUGGACCUACAGCCACUGCCGGUUUCUGCCCUCAAGAGGAAAGAAUACAUGGGCUUGUACGAGAACGUCGGCCGCUUCAACAAGGUUCAGACGCAGACAUUCAACACGCUGUACACCACAGACGAUAACACUCUUGUUGGCGCAGCUGCAGGUAUUGGCAAGACGAUCUGUGCUGAGUUUGCUAUCUUGCGACACUGGGCUACCGACAAUGAGGGUCGUAUUGUGUACCUAGCACCGUUCCAGGAGCUCGUUGACAAUCAGUACAAGAACUGGAACGAGCGGUUAUCCGGUCUCAGUGGAGGCAAAGAUAUUGUCAAGCUCACUGGCGAAACCACAGCCGAUCUCCGAUUGCUCGAGAAGGGUGACCUCAUCUUGGCUACACCUUCACAAUGGGAUUCCCUCUCUCGCCAGUGGCAACGCAGGAAGAACGUCCAAUCGGUAGCUCUGUUGAUUGCUGAUGAGCUACACAUGCUCGGUGGUUCAAACGGCCAUGUCUACGAGAUUGUUGUUUCUCGUAUGCAGGCAAUGGCGAUACAGAUUGAGUCUAAGCUGCGCAUUGUAGGCCUGGCUGUCUCUCUGGCAAACGCACGGGACAUUGGCGAGUGGAUCGGCGCGACCAAGCACACUAUCUACAACUUCAGCCCGGCUAUCCGAGCAGUACCACUGGAGCUGAAGAUUCAGUCCUUCACCAUUCCUCAUUUCCCAUCUUUGAUGAUGGCUAUGGCGAGGCCGACUUACUCUGCUAUCACACAAAUGUCUCCCGACAAACCGGCUAUGAUAUUCGUCCCUAACAGGAAGCAAGCUCGAAAUUCCGCCUCCGAUCUCUUCAACGCUUGUGUUGCCGACGAGAACGAGGAUCGUUUCCUCAAUGUUGAGCUGUCGGAAAUUCAACCGAUCCUUGAGAAGAUCAACGAACACUCACUCGCGGAGUCGCUGUCUCACGGUAUUGGUUACUUCCAUGAGGCUCUCAACACUUUCGACAAGCGGGCUGUUCAGCAUCUGUUCAAGGUCGGUGCUGUACAAGUCAUGAUUGUGUCACGCGAUUCCUGUUGGGAGGUUGACAGCAGCGCUCAUCUCGUCGUUGUUCAAGGCACUCAGUUCUAUGAGGGACGUGAACACCGAUAUGUGGAUUACCCCAUCAGCGACAUACUACAAAUGUUCGGCAAAGCUGGUAGAGUCGGAGUGGACAAGUCUGCCAAGGGUGUACUCAUGCUUCCUGCGGUCAAGCGCGAGUACUACAAGAAGUUCUUGAACGAGGCAUUGCCUAUCGAGAGUCAUCUCCCCGAUUACCUUCAUGAUGCCUUUGUCGCCGAAAUCAGCGCAAAGACGAUCGAAUCCACACAAGAGGCUGUUGAUUGGUCAACAUACACGUACUUCUACCGUCGUCUGCUAGCCAAUCCUAGCUACUACAACCUCCACAGCACUUCGCACGAAGGUCUCAGCGCGCAUCUGUCAGACAUGGUUGAGCAAACGCUGAAGGAGCUGACGGAUGCCCAGCUGAUCGAGCACGAUGAGGAUGAAGACUCCAUCACGCCUCUCAACCCAUGCAUGAUCGCCGCGUACUACAACAUCUCCUUCAUUACCAUGCAGACUCUGAUGAUGUCUCUCAAUGGCAGGACCAGCUUGAAGGGUGUGCUGGAGAUUAUCACCGCCGCCACAGAGUUCGAAGAUAUUCAGAUACGAAGACACGAGGACCACAUCUUACAACGCAUCUACGACCGCGUUCCUUUUAAGAUGGCCGAGCCCAACUUCGAGACGCCGCAUUUCAAGGCUUUCGUCUUGCUUCAAGCUCACUUCUCGCGCAUGCAGCUCCCGAUUGAUCUGGCCAAAGACCAAGAAACCGUGCUGCGAAAGGUGCUCAACAUCCUCAGCGCCAGUGUUGAUGUCCUCUCGUCCGAAGCUCACCUCAACGCCAUGUCUGCCAUGGAGCUCUCACAGAUGGUGGUCCAAGCAAUGUGGCAGAAGGACUCACCACUCAAGCAAAUCCCCCACUUCGACGCCGACACGAUCAAGGCAGCCCAGAAAUUCGACAUCAACGACGUCGACGACUUCAUCAACGCCAUGGAUCCCGACGAGAACCCAGACUACAAGAAGCUCAUUGCGGCCCUGAAUGUCGACCAGCGCCAACUCGCCGACAUUGCAAACUUCACAAACAACUUCUACCCCAACGUCGAGCUCGAGCUAGAACUCGUCGAUCCAGAAAACAUUGCCUCGAAUUCGCCCGCCCAACUCAAAGUUCGCGUCACACGCAACAUUGAGGAGGACGAGGAACUCAAGACAGAAGUUCACGCGCCGUUCUAUCCUGUCGACAAGACGGAGAGUUGGUGGCUGGUCGUCGGUGACCAGAAGGAGCGCACGCUGUUGGCCAUCAAGAAAGUGCCUAUCCUGCGCAAGUUGCAGACCGUGCUCGAGUUUACGCUGGAGAAGCCUGGCAAGCAUGAGUUGAACUGCUAUCUUGUUAGUGAUAGUUACCUUGGUGUGGAUCAGGCGCCACCUUUUACUGUGGAUGCGGCCGAGGGUAUGGAUGAGGAUAGCGAGGAAGAGGAAGAUGAAGAAGAUGAGGAUGAGGAUGUCAAGGACGUGAAGCCUGCGAUCUGA